GCGGAAGUGGCUGCGGAGCGUCAGAUAGGCGGUCCGGCGCGGAGAUAGGUUUUUCUCUGUAUGUGUGAUGCCGAGUUCCGCCAUGAAGAAAAAGGUUCUGUUGAUGGGAAAGAGUGGGUCUGGAAAGACCAGCAUGAGAUCUAUCAUCUUCGCCAAUUAUAUUGCUCGCGACACUCGGCGGCUGGGGGCCACAAUCGAUGUGGAGCACUCUCACGUGCGCUUCUUGGGCAACUUGGUCCUCAACCUGUGGGACUGUGGUGGGCAGGACACCUUUAUGGAAAACUACUUCACCAGUCAGCGGGACAACAUCUUCCGCAACGUGGAGGUCCUUAUCUAUGUGUUUGAUGUGGAGAGCAGAGAGCUGGAGAAGGACAUGCACUACUAUCAAUCCUGCCUAGAGGCUAUCCUGCAGAACUCACCCGAUGCCAAAGUCUUCUGCUUGGUGCACAAGAUGGACCUGGUGCAGGAAGAUCAGCGGGACCUUAUAUUUAAAGAGCGGGAGGAGGAUCUCCGGCGCCUGUCCCGGCCUUUGGACUGUGCUUGCUUUAGGACUUCUAUCUGGGAUGAAACUCUGUACAAGGCGUGGUCCAGUAUAGUCUACCAGCUCAUUCCCAACGUACAGCAGCUGGAGUCCAACCUGCGGAACUUUGCUCAGAUUAUUGAGGCCGACGAGGUGCUGCUGUUCGAGAGAGCAACGUUUCUGGUCAUUUCCCAUUACCAAUGCAAGGAACAGCGGGACAUCCACCGAUUUGAAAAGAUCAGCAAUAUAAUAAAACAAUUCAAGCUAAGCUGCAGUAAACUGGCCGCCUCCUUUCAGAGCAUGGAGGUGCGAAAUUCCAACUUCGCCGCCUUCAUUGACAUCUUUACCUCUAACACCUACGUGAUGGUCGUGAUGUCGGACCCCUCAAUCCCCUCGGCGGCGACUCUUAUCAAUAUCCGCAACGCCAGGAAGCACUUUGAGAAGCUGGAGCGCGUCGACGGCCCCAAACACAGCCUGCUCAUGCGUUGAGCCGCCAUUGGGAACAGUUUAAUUCUGUUGGAGCCGAGCUCGGUUUCUCCACCCAUCCUUCCUUUGAGCAGUCUCCUGGAGUAGCCCUCUUUGUUACAUAAAGGCUUCUUCAGGAGCAGCCAUUCUCCUUGGGAUCACUACUCGCUGCAGCCUCACUGUGCAAUUCAUGUACUGUUACACAGUUUAUCUGCCGAGGCUGAACCUUCCCGCUGUCAGACUCACUGGCUUCCCUCAUUCAUUGCAUUAUUUGUGCUUUGCUGCUCUGAGCCCCUUCCCACUGACUGAACUGCCUCAUUGCUAGUGCACAUACAAAGAGAGGAAACGUUCUCUCAAGGUUCAAUUCCCCCCUUAGUCCCCCAACUUUAAGUUCAUUGGACAGUUGGCUUGCCCUUUAGUUGUGGAUGAAUUGAAUCUUGCUGUGGUUUAUAGUGUUAGGUUAACAUCCUUCUGUUAAUGAGUACGAGGCUCUACAUUCAGUGUAUUGUAAGCUUUGGAAUAAAAUAUUUAUACCUAA
Xenopus tropicalis (tropical clawed frog) is the source of this 1523-nucleotide messenger RNA. It is a transcript of the gene rraga, whose product is annotated as Ras-related GTP binding A. Gene Ontology annotation, molecular function: GTP binding. Bases 68 to 1009 code for a protein of 313 amino acids. Gene Ontology annotation, biological process: positive regulation of TOR signaling; cellular response to amino acid stimulus. The transcript is spliced from 10 exons. NCBI's taxonomy places the organism in Eukaryota, Metazoa, Chordata, Amphibia, Anura, Pipidae. The record is from RefSeq and is marked provisional. Gene Ontology annotation, cellular component: endomembrane system; lysosome; cytoplasm.